CACACCCCCUGCCGCACGUUCAACACACCGUACGCCACCUCUCACUACUCAGUAUUGACUUAACUUAUUCGAACAGCAAGUUGACACACUUUGGCCAUGUUUGACCUAAAGAAGAGGAAUAGUUUGACGCUGAACAGCAGCAGCCGCGACGUGGAGGAGUUCAGGCGCGUGGCCGUCCGACGGAGGGCGAAAGACGCGGCACCGGGUUGUCACACAGUGGUGAGCAGUGGCGCGUGCGGCUCGUACAGUUGUGGAGGUUCUUGCGACAAGACCUGCGGAUCAGCUCCAAACUCUAAACCCAAUGAAGACCGAACCAGUCCAUCCGAGAGAACCCCCUCUAAGCCACAAGUGCCUCCAAAGCCUGCCCACCUCCAGACGCCGAUGAGGACCGAGCCACCGUCUUCAUCUCGGCUCCCCCCGCGGUAUUUGAAUGUUGACAAGAGUCCAAUCCAAGCGACCUGCUGCCACACGUCCCCGAGUCCGAACAAAGCGGGACCGGGUUUUCUCAAUGAGGUACACGUAAGCCCCACCAGGCUGUCCCCUUCUCAGAAAAUCCCCAAGCUCAUGAGCAGUCCGACAUUGGGGUCUCCGAGUCCGGGCAAGAGAGGCAUCCGCAGCGGUAGCCCCUCGAGGGUGGGAGGCCACAGCCCGGCCAAGUUGUCCCCACUCUCGAGACUACUUAAGACCCCCAGCCCCGUUCAGGGGAAGAUGGGCAGCUACACCCCAGCGAGGAACUCUAAAUCCUGGCUAGGAUUACACAAGAUCCCAAGCGGGAAGAUGGAGGGACAAGAAAAGCAUGCGGGGAAGUCGCUGAGUGUGCCCGACCUCAUUGUCUAUUUGGACGAAAGAACUCCAUCGAAUAAAGCGGAUGCUUCUUCCCGAAGCACAAGACCCAUUAUCACCGUCAAACCACCAGCAGACCUCAGGGUCAACCGCACCGCAGAGGAAGUCACUUCACGAGGCGAGGAGCGCCGCCUCGGACAAACCGAACCCAUCCGUGCUGAAAAAGGCUCCAAGAUCCGCGUGGGAUCCAGGUUCUCUUGCAAAUGGACCGAGGCCGCUCGUGAGGGCCAACAGUGCGAGGAGAGUGUUGAGAAGACGAAUGAGACGCUAAAGGAGGAGAACACGGAGCAGAAGCUGUUCAAGAUAGUCAGCGAACUACUGCACACGGAGAGGGCCUACGUGGCCCGCCUCCACCUCUUGGACCAGGUGUUCUGCCAGCGUUUGACAGAAGAGGCCGGACGUGGCUCCUUUCCAGCCGAGGUGGUGCGCAACAUCUUCUCCAACAUCUCUUCUAUCUACUCCUUCCACAGCCAGUUUCUGCUGCCUGACCUGGAGGACUGCAUCGGACACUGGCAUAAGUGUCCAGGUUUGGGCAAUGUCCUCCUGCAGCACGCCCCCUUCCUGAGGAUGUACGCCGACUACGUCAGCAACUUCGACCAGGCCACGGAGCUGGUGAGAAUAUGGACAGAGCGCUCGUCCGCUUUCCGCAAUAUCAUCGAGGACAUCCAGAGUCAGGAAGUGUGUGCCAGCCUAACUCUGCAGCAUCACAUGUUGGAACCGGUCCAGAGAAUUCCUCGCUAUGAGAUGCUACUCAGGGAUUACGUCAAGAAAGUACCCCCCAAUAACCCAGACUAUGAGUUUGCUCAUCAAUCCCUGCAGACAAUUUCCAUGGCUGCCAACCACUCAAACAGUGCCAUCCACAAAGCUGAGCGCAUCAAGAGGUUGCUGGAGAUCUACGAGAUGGUCGGAGAGGAAGAAGUGGUGAACCCCACUAAUGAGUUCCUCAAGGAGGGUCGUUUGCUGAAGCUCGCAGCGAGGAACACGUCCGCCAUGGAGCGCCACCUCUUUCUGUUCAACAACUUCCUGCUGUGCUGCACGCCAAAAUUCAGCCUGGUGGGCCAGCGCUUUACGGUGCGCAGCAGAAUAGGAGUGGACGGCAUGCAGGUGCAGGAGACCGCCAAUGAGGACCAUCCGUACACCUUCCAGGUGUCGGGCAAGGAGAAAACCUUGGAGCUGCAGGCCAGCUCUGAACAAGACCGAGAUGAGUGGAUCAAGGUGACCCAGGAUGCCAUUGACGUGUUCCAGAAGAAAAAUGAGACGUUCAAGUUUGCUUCGAAGGAGCUGAAUGCAGAGGAACCAGCGGAAGAGCUGGGGCGACGCGCCCCUCGCUGGAUCCGUGACAACGAGGUGACCGUGUGCAUGAAGUGCCAGGAGCCCUUCAACGCUCUGACCAGACGCCGACAUCACUGCCGGGCUUGCGGCUGUGUCGUGUGCUGGAAGUGCUCCGACAACAAGGUGGCGCUGGCGUACGACGGCAACAAGCUGAACAAGGUGUGCAAAUCCUGCUACUCCAUCCUGACGGGACAGAGAGGAGGGAGGGGUGACAGCACCAAGAGGCCAAAAUCAGCGUUGGAGUCUUUUCCAGCUUCCUGCAUGAUAAGCAGCUUCCUGCAAUAUGGCGACAAUCCCAAAACAUGGCAGCGGGUGUGGGCUGUCGUCACCAAAACAGAACCUCUGGUCCUCUCUUUGUAUGCUGCUCGACAGGAUGUGAAGCCCCUCUCCUGUAUACCUCUGCUGGGCUGCACAGUGGAAGAUCCCUCUCAGAAACUCCAAGGACAAUACUGCUUCAAUUUAAGACAAUCCAAAAGCAGGCACGUGUUCACCUGCGACCACGCGGACGUCAAACAGGCCUGGUUGGCCGCUCUCAAAGCAGCCGCGACGAGCUCCGACGAUUGUGCUAGCGAAUCCAGCGGGGAAGAACUCAUUAGCAUUUAGAAGUAGGCAACAUUCAAAAGGAGAACUGUGUUUUCCUCACAAGCGGUGUCGCUCUUUAUUUCUGAAAUGGUUUACAGUAAAAUAAAUAAAUAGUUUUAACAUGAGUGAGAUUGUCCCAACUACUUCUACUACUCAGAGGUUUGCUCAAACCCUGUACAGUUGAGUGAACAAUGAGGCUUUACAGGAUGGGAAUCACCUUUAGAAAACACAUUCAUUUGAUCGCGUGUUAUCACAAAGUUACAGCCAGUAAACAUAUCCUCACUUAAAAUAAAUUCACAGGGAAAACACAGUGGUACCUUGACGUAAGAGUUCCGACUUUUGCUUUGUCUUGUGAGCGAGCAAACAACAAAAGGUAAAGGUCUUCACAGUUGAAGUUAACUGUAAAAACAUGUAUAGUUAACCAAAGGACAUAACUUGGCCUCAUGAAAUUCCAUUAGUUUCAUGUACAAUCAAAACACAUAAUGGGAAAACGCCAUAGACAGGCUAAUGAAAAUAGAAUCAAUAUCCCGGUAGCAAUAAACCUUUCAAUGACUUGUUAGUUUCAUAACAUAAUUGCCAAAGUCUAUUGUAACUUACGGUCACAGUAUCGAUUAAAAAAAACAACGUGCUUGCUAAAAAAUAGUUUGUUUUUUUUCUUUACGUGUAGCUUCUCAGUCAUCUAGGUCAUGGUAAUCCACAAAAGUUGAAUCAGGGCAACUGGACGGUUCUUGUUUGUUAAAUAUUU
This is a messenger RNA of Phyllopteryx taeniolatus (common seadragon), 3502 nucleotides long. Its product is annotated as FYVE, RhoGEF and PH domain-containing protein 4-like. The record is from RefSeq and is a predicted model, not a curated record. The transcript has 15 exons. Gene Ontology annotation, molecular function: guanyl-nucleotide exchange factor activity; metal ion binding. Gene Ontology annotation, cellular component: cytoplasm. Gene Ontology annotation, biological process: filopodium assembly; cytoskeleton organization. Bases 97 to 2778 code for a protein of 893 amino acids. Lineage: Eukaryota; Metazoa; Chordata; Actinopteri; Syngnathiformes; Syngnathidae.